This is a messenger RNA of Soboliphyme baturini, 812 nucleotides long. NCBI's taxonomy places the organism in Eukaryota, Metazoa, Nematoda, Enoplea, Dioctophymatida, Soboliphymatidae. The record is from the annotation of a GenBank genome assembly.
AUGUUCAGACCAGAAGUGCGACAGUUGCAGUCGUCAGAUGAUUUCCUGUCUGCCUAUGGACCAGUAUCAUCAAGCAGCGAGGCGUUUGUUUACCAAAGCGUACUUUUACGAAAUUCAGAGAAAGCACGUUCCAAAGCAUCAAACUCGUCUUUGGAAGAUUGGAUACACUUGGAGCGAUGGAUUGAUGUGCCGUUGGUCAACUACGGAAAUCUUUACGACAUAGGAACCAGCAGCAAUCGAUACCUGGUUUUAGGGGUGUUGCAUUUGGUGGAGAAAUCCAAACCAGGUAGUCCGGUUCAAAGGCUAUUUGAAUUGAUGCAAAAUGUUUGGAGAAACUACCAGGACGAUCUAAGACAGACGUUUCAGUUUGGCUGGCUUGACGGAAACGAGGUCGCCAACAACAUCGUGUCGCGUACUCUACCGGUUCCAAGUCUGAUGGUGCUCAACGUCAGCUCGUACCAGUAUUUCUUUCCCAGCGACGAUGCAGAGAACAUCACCGAAGAAUCAUUGUACGUGUUUUUGACAAAUGUGGCAGACGGCAAGAUCAAGAAUGAUGCGUCUUUUGCGACGAUGUUACUUCUUUACUUUCAGCCGCUUGGUGGCAAAGGAUACGUACAGCGAGUUCGGCGCAUGUUCUACGAACUGUACAUUACGCUAUACGCGAUGUUUGCCAACCAGCCUCUCUUAGCGUGUUGCCUAAUUGGAUUGCCUCUGGGAAUUUUAUCUGUCAUUUGCUAUACGAUUUGUUCUACGGAUGUUUCUUUCGACAGUGAUGAAGUGUAUCAAAGCAGCGAUGAAGAAGGUAUUUAAUG